Messenger RNA from Penicillium atrosanguineum, 696 nucleotides. RefSeq names its product O-methyltransferase. The record is from RefSeq and is a predicted model, not a curated record. Lineage: Eukaryota; Fungi; Ascomycota; Eurotiomycetes; Eurotiales; Aspergillaceae. Bases 1 to 696 code for a protein of 231 amino acids. The transcript has a single exon. Gene Ontology annotation, molecular function: O-methyltransferase activity; S-adenosylmethionine-dependent methyltransferase activity.
AUGUCUGUCGACCAAGUCAACCAGAGAAAAGCUGUUGACGCUUAUGUCAAGAAGCACCUUCUCCCCGCAGACGAAGGUCUCGAAAAUGCCUACACAAACAGCACGAAGAAAGGCCUUCCCAUGAUCGCAGUCUCCGAGAUCCAGGGUAAAUUCGCCUCGAUGCUCACAACCAUUGGAUCGGCUCGCAACGUCCUAGAAAUCGGCACCCUGGGAGGCUACUCCAGCAUUUGGUUCGCGCAAGCCAUGAAGGGACGGGGAAAAGUGACUAGCAUCGAAGUCAUACCGCACCACCGCGAUGUUGCAAUCGAGAACCUGCGAACAGCCGGUGUUCAAGUGCCCGAAGAGGUCGACGUCCUCCUUGGAGCAGCUUUGAAUAUUCUACCGAGGCUCGCAGCGGAGAUUGAGAAAAGAGAAAGAGAGCCCUUUGAUUUCGUGUUUAUCGAUGCCGACUGGGAUAACCAGUGGAACUACUUUGAUUUUGGAGUCAAGUUGUCCAAGGGCAAGGGCUCGGUGAUUUAUAUUGACAAUGCGGUGCGGAAUAUGUUGGAGUCCGGUAUUGUUGGUGAUGCUGAACGUGAGAAGGACGCUAUUGAUCUUGUGGCUAAUGUUGGAGCGGAUGAUCGUGUGGAUGCUGUUGUAAUGCAGACUGUGGGGUCGAAGAGCUACGAUGGGUUCUUGCUUGCUAUUGUGAAAUAG